Molecule: messenger RNA, 2866 nt
Organism: Morone saxatilis (striped sea-bass)
Lineage: Eukaryota; Metazoa; Chordata; Actinopteri; Moronidae
Gene: ttyh2l
Product: tweety homolog 2, like
Exons: 14
Coding region: 265-1869 (534 amino acids)
Cellular component (GO): plasma membrane
Molecular function (GO): intracellularly calcium-gated chloride channel activity; volume-sensitive chloride channel activity
Source: RefSeq, a predicted model, not a curated record
UUUUUGUAGUUGCGCAAGUCAGCAGUUCACACAGAUCUAUGGGAAGCGGAGUGGGAAGAAGUAAUAUUCAGAACUGUUCUGAGGCGUACUGGCAAAAUAAGAACUUCCUCUUUAAUAUUCUCUGCUUAAGUUCAGGCGCGUUUUUUUUAUUGGUUUAUUAUUAUUAUUUUACCUUUGAAAAAGCCUGGGAAUAUUUGAGUGCCAAGGUCUCCUCAAAGAGAAGAGUGCGGUCAGCGGUUCGGUGGACUGACUUUCCAAGUAACAAUGGCCACUGCAAGGCUUGAUUACGUCGCUCCGUGGUGGACAUACUGGCUGCACAAUUUCCCUCACUUCAAUUUCUUUUUCAAGUCGGUCGACAACACUUUCAAACCGGAGGAGGCGAGCUAUCAGCAGUCACUGAUAAUUCUAGCGUGUGUUGGCGCAGUGGGUCUGGGUCUGAGCCUGCUGGUUCUGGCAGUAUAUCUGGUCUGCCUGUGUUGCUGUCGCAAGGACAUAGAUGAAGACACCAAAAGGCCUGAGACCUGCUGUGUCACCUGGACUGCCGUCAUCACAGGUCUCAUCAUAUGUUCUGCCGUAGGAGUGGGUUUCUAUGGAAACAGUGAGACCAACGAUGGGGUGUACCAGCUGACCUACUCGCUCUACAAUGCCAAUCACACAUUGGGUGGCAUCAACAAUCUGGUUGCAGGAUCUCUGGGCAAUGUGGAAACUGGACUCAAACAGCACCUGGAACGGCUGGAUGAAAUCUUUUCUGCAAGGGCCGACUACCUCCAAAGUCUGCGCUUCAUGCAGCUGAUGGUCAAUAACGUCAUCCGCGAGCUGGCUGUUCUGCCAGAUAUCAACCAAGCCAAUGUUGACUUGGCUGCUAUUUCUGACCAAACAGCCUCUAUUGAGUAUUACAGAUGGCUGACCUAUCUGCUGUUGCUGAUCCUGGAUCUGGUCAUCUGCUUGGCAAUGUGCGUGGGGAUGGCCAAGCAGUCUCGGUUGCUGCUUAUCACGAUCAUGGCUUUUGUAGUGCUGUCUCUGAUCCUGAGCUGGGCCUCCCUGGGAGCAGGCACUGCCACAGCUGUGGGCACCAGUGACUUUUGUGUGUCCCCAGACAAGUUUAUUGUUAACCAAACCAAGGACUUCCUCAGUGCAGAUGUAGCACACUAUUAUUUGUUCUGCAGUCCGAAUCUACCAAACCCCUUCCAACAGUCUUUGACAAUCUGCCAGCGUUCUCUGACCACCAUGCAAAUCCAGAUCCAGGGCUUACUGCAGUUUUCGGUGCCUUUCUUUCCCACUGCUGAGAGAGACCUUUUGGGGAUCCAGCGACUGUUGAACUCCACAGAGUUCAGUGUACACCAGCUAACAGCAUUGCUUGACUGCCGUGGGCUACAUAAGGACUACUUGGAUGCCCUAAUGGGUGUGUGCUAUGAUGGGGUGGAAGGGCUCCUCUACCUCUCUUUGUUUUCUCUGCUGGCUGCCUGCUCACUCUCCGUCAUGCUGUGUGCAAUUUUCCGAGUGUGGACACUAAUGGGCAGCAGAGACAAAGAGUAUGAUGAUAUAGAUGAGGAGGACCCAUUCAACCCCCAAGCGCGGCGGCCAUCCUACAACCUCAGAAGGUCCAACAUCCACAGUUUUUGUAGCUAUACGAGCAGCCUUGGUAGCCAGGCCAGCCUUCAUCCACCUCCACAAUCUGCUUCUAAUGUCGUACCACCUCCUGAAUACAUGAAUCAGUCCAUGCUGUUUGGAGGGAGUCCUCGAUAUGAGAAUGUACCGCUGAUAGGGAGAGGAUCCCCGCCGCCCUCGUAUUCGCCCAGUAUGAGGACCCCGUAUCUAUCUAUGACUGAUGCCCAAAUCAGACACUUUGGGACUGACUUCCAGGUGUAGCCUGCUACCUACUGAAUCCUUUUCAGAGAAGCACUGUCUGAGACUAUUGGUCCUUACCAAGGAGGCUGUCUUCACGGCAUAAUCCUGUUUAAGGGAGCUGCAGCCCAGCUGUCCCAUUCUGAGACAGGAAAGCAGGCCACAAGAGACAAUUACCUCAGUAACACACCAGUGCAGUGCCCUGCAUGCAGUUUUGAACAGAGUCAACCUGUACAGGUUCAUUUCAAGACUGUUGUUGAUGUUGUUGUAAUAUAUGGAAACACUGAUGCGCCAGUGUAAGCAUUUCUGUGAGCCAAAACAAGAACUGAUUCGAUAAAAAAAUGUUUUUUGCUUUUUCCUGUAUUCUGGUGGCCUGCAUGGAUAUGAUCAUCAAUAUGGUCAGUAUUUUGAUGUGAAGUGGGAUAGCUGAAUAUGACUCAUAGACCUUCCAUCUUGGCAUUUAGAUUUUUUGCAAAACCCCUACUAUUUGGCAGUAAUUUAAUUCUGUCAAAUUUUAGGCCUUUGUGUAAUUUUUAUUGGUGCUAUAAACGCCCUAUUUUCCACUUUUCUAAAUAAUACCUGCCAAAGAUUCUAUGAAGUUGAUGAUACAUUUUACUUUUAUCUUUCUCAGUAUGUAACUGCCACAGGUUUAAGCAUCUCUUUGUUCUUGUUGAAAUACUAUACUGCAAUGAAUGGCCUGCUGAUCAGGGAUGAGUCAUAGCUGAGGGGUUUAUUAUUGUUUUGUUACAUUUGGAGAUUAUAACAGUUGCAUGUGCAGAAAAACCCUCCUGGACUAAAUGAGCACAAUAGAAUGGAAUUUAAUUCAGCUCCAGGCACUGAGCUAUGACGCAGCUGGUAAAAUAUAAACUGAAUAUGCUGAAAUUUAAAGUUUGUUUUUAGAUCCAUCUGCCCCCAGUAUCUUGAGAAAGAGAAGUGUUUGAGAGAUCUGCUAUAUGCUGUUUUCUGUUUUAGAUAAUGUAUAAAACUACAAUAAUGUUGGACCAUAAAUGCUGUAUUCAGA